Aspergillus nidulans FGSC A4 is the source of this 2037-nucleotide messenger RNA. RefSeq lists its product as uncharacterized. The coding region runs from base 1 to 2037 and encodes 678 amino acids. NCBI's taxonomy places the organism in Eukaryota, Fungi, Ascomycota, Eurotiomycetes, Eurotiales, Aspergillaceae. Gene Ontology annotation, molecular function: zinc ion binding; DNA-binding transcription factor activity, RNA polymerase II-specific; DNA binding. The record is from RefSeq and is a predicted model, not a curated record. Gene Ontology annotation, biological process: regulation of DNA-templated transcription; DNA-templated transcription; regulation of transcription by RNA polymerase II. Gene Ontology annotation, cellular component: nucleus. The transcript is spliced from 3 exons.
AUGGCCGCUUCUCUGGGAUCGACCAGGGUGAAGCAGUCUUUGAGCGAGAUUGCGCCAAAACCACCUUCUUCAACUUCGCCCUCAAACGCCUCAACGCCUCAGGACUACACCGUUUUGAAGCCAAAAUCCUGCCUUGCAUGCCGCAAAAGGAAGGUUAGAUGCGACAGGCGACGACCCUGUACCAACUGCUCCCGAUGGUCAGUUGAGUGUAUCUUCCCGUCUCCGAUUCGCAAGUGUCCACGGGUCCGUACGAAACCUAAGACAGGCACCUCCAACGAUCAAGCACUGCACGACCGUAUUUACACGCUCGAAACGCAGAUCUCAGGUUUGACCCAAACUGUCAACGCGCAAGCCGAGAGAAUACGGUCUCUGACCGCUCCCGGGAACUCGCUCUUUCCGUUAAGCCACACCUGGGCGCAUGCUACAAUGUCAUUGCACCCGUCAUUGGCUCUGGGACGGAAAUACUGGCAACUAUUUCUGGAAAAAGUCGACCCAUUAAUCAAGGUGGUGCAUCGACCCAGUGUGUCCCGAAUCCUCCGAGGUGGCUUAAAUGAUCCGACUUCAUUAGGUGAAGGCGAUGGUGCUCUGCUGCAAGUGUUCUAUCUUGCUUGCAUCUCUGCGAUGGAUGCUAUGGACGUACAAUCUAGCUUACAAAUGUCCAAAAGCACGGCACUUACCAUAUACCGUUUGGCAGCCGAACAGGCUCUGGCACGCUCAGGCUUCAUGGCCACCAGUAACUGGACAAUAAUGCAGGCUCUCGUCCUCUUCAUCGCUUUAGAUCGGCUCCAAGAUAACCAAAAGUCUGCUUGGAACCUAGCUGGUCUAGCAGAACGGUUGGACGUUUCAUUGGAAGAAGAUAACUCACUAUUUGGGGCCGAGAUGCGGCGGCGCGUCCGGUGGCACCUGUGGUAUCUGAACCGUCGCAUACGGGGUGAUCGAGGUCAAAGUCCAAGCCUGCCCAGCCAACCCAUGCCAUCCCCAUCGGUCGUUGAACUGCCUCUGAACUGUCACGACUCGGAGCUGCGCACAGACAUGACGGUUUCACUCACCAAUCAACCUGGCUGGACGGAGAUGAGCUUCUGUUUGCUCAGGUAUGACCUUGCGACUACCGAACGGAUAGUUGAAAGCGACGCUUCCUGGCUAUUCAAGACAAGGGCUGUCAGCGAGUGUCAGCACAGACUUCAUUUCAAGUACCUAAACUACUGCGACGGCUCAGAGUCUAUUCACUGGCUUGCCUCUCACAUUGCCUACGUAAUGAUCACGGAGAUGUGGAUGAAACUCUAUAGUCCACAAUUCGCGGCGGUAGACUCGACUGAGACCCUUGAUCACGAUGUUCGAGACCAACUGUUCGAUGCCGCUGUUGAUAUCCUUGACACCCAGAAACGCUUAGAGGUUGAGACUGCCGCUCGUAAAUGGGAGUGGACGCUCGGUGGUUACUUCCAAUAUGUUCCGCUGACAUUCCUGUUGAAUGAGCUCUAUUGGCGUCGGAACGACUCUAGAGUAGAUGCCGCCUGGGAUGUCGCUGAGAGGUCUUUUCAACGUUUGUCCGAGCACGCGCGGAAAUCAACCCACGGGGUCAUGCUGACCGAGCUCAUGUCGAAAGCCUUGUCCGCGAGACAGGAAACCGCAGAUAUCCAACCCUCGGCAGACACCUACCUCGUUUCUGAGCAGGCUAUUGAUGACAUCUUCUCAGUUGGUCCAGAAUAUACAGGGACCAUCAAGACAAUGCCUUCCGACAUGCCCCAGCUGGGGUUACCAGCUGACUGGGCUUUUAAUGUACAACCAUUAUCUGAGUUUGUGACUGAUACUGGCGGUCUGGUGAGAGAAGUAGAAUUUACCUGCAAAUAUGUGGAGUAUAUGACCCUCUGGGCCGCUACCAUUGGUAGGACCCGUCCGCUGGACUCCAUCCAGACAUUGGUUUCAUUCGAAGCGGGCGUGAUUUUUGUUCCUUACGGCCCCGUCCAGCCCGACUCCAAAUCCAUUACCCAGCCACUUCAAUCCAACCGGUGGACUUCAGCAAAGGAUGGCGGUUGCUGA